AUGCUGUCUGCACGUUCCGCCAUUAAGAGACCCAUUGCUCGUGGUCUUGCGACAGUCUCCAACUUGACUAGAGAUUCAAAAGUCAACCAAAAUUUAUUAGAAGAUCAUUCUUUCAUUAACUACAAGCAGAAUGUGGAAACACUGGAUAUUGUAAGAAAAAGGUUAAACAGACCAUUCACCUACGCCGAAAAGAUCUUGUACGGUCACUUGGAUGACCCUCAUGGGCAAGAUAUCCAAAGGGGUAUUUCAUACUUGAAAUUAAGACCAGAUCGUGUUGCUUGUCAAGAUGCUACUGCUCAAAUGGCCAUCUUGCAAUUCAUGUCCGCUGGUUUGCCACAAGUUGCUAAGCCGGUCACUGUCCAUUGUGAUCAUUUGAUUCAAGCACAAGUUGGUGGUGAAAAAGAUUUGAAGAGAGCUGUAGAUCUAAACAAGGAAGUUUACGACUUUUUGGCCUCUGCCACUGCAAAGUAUAACAUGGGUUUCUGGAAGCCAGGUUCCGGUAUCAUUCACCAAAUUGUUUUAGAAAACUACGCUUUCCCAGGUGCUUUGAUCAUCGGUACUGACUCGCACACGCCAAAUGCCGGUGGUUUAGGUCAAUUGGCUAUUGGUGUUGGUGGUGCUGAUGCUGUUGAUGUUAUGGCAGGUCGUCCAUGGGAAUUGAAGGCCCCAAAAAUCUUAGGUGUUAAGUUGACUGGUAAGAUGAACGGUUGGACUUCUCCAAAGGAUAUCAUUUUGAAAUUGGCUGGUAUCACAACUGUCAAAGGUGGUACCGGUAAAAUUGUCGAAUAUUUCGGUGAUGGUGUUGAUACCUUCUCUGCUACUGGUAUGGGUACCAUUUGUAAUAUGGGUGCUGAAAUUGGUGCUACUACUUCUGUUUUCCCAUUCAACAAAUCUAUGAUUGAAUAUUUGGAAGCCACUGGUCGUGGUAAAAUUGCUGACUUUGCUAAAUUAUACCAUAAGGAUCUAUUGUCAGCCGAUAAAGAUGCUGAAUACGAUGAGGUCGUUGAAAUUGACUUGAACACUCUAGAACCAUACAUUAAUGGUCCAUUUACCCCAGAUUUGGCUACUCCAGUCUCUAAGAUGAAGGAUGUUGCUGUUGCUAAUAACUGGCCAUUGGAUGUCAGAGUCGGUUUGAUCGGUUCUUGUACGAAUUCCUCUUAUGAAGAUAUGUCUCGCUCAGCAUCCAUUGUUAAAGAUGCCGCCGCUCAUGGUUUGAAAUCUAAGACCAUUUUCACUGUUACCCCAGGUUCUGAACAAAUCAGAGCCACUAUUGAACGUGAUGGUCAAUUAGAAACUUUCAAGGAAUUUGGUGGUAUCGUCUUGGCCAACGCCUGUGGCCCAUGUAUCGGUCAAUGGGACCGUAGAGAUAUCAAGAAGGGUGACAAAAAUACUAUUGUCUCCUCUUACAACAGAAACUUCACAUCUAGAAAUGAUGGUAACCCACAAACUCAUGCUUUUGUUGCAUCUCCAGAAUUAGUAACUGCAUUCGCCAUUGCUGGUGAUUUGAGAUUCAACCCUCUAACAGACAAAUUAAAGGACAAGGAUGGUAAUGAGUUCAUGUUGAAGCCACCACAUGGUGACGGUUUGCCACAAAGAGGUUAUGAUGCUGGCGAAAACACUUAUCAAGCUCCACCUGCAGACCGUAGUACUGUUGAAGUUAAAGUUUCUCCAACUUCAGAUCGUCUACAAUUGUUGACGCCAUUCAAGCCUUGGGACGGUAAGGACGCUAAAGACAUGCCAAUCUUGAUUAAGGCCGUCGGUAAGACAACUACUGAUCAUAUUUCUAUGGCUGGUCCAUGGUUGAAAUACAGAGGUCAUUUAGAAAAUAUUUCUAACAACUAUAUGAUUGGUGCUAUUAAUGCUGAAAACAAGAAGGCCAACUGUGUUAAAAAUGUAUAUACUGGUGAAUACAAAGGUGUUCCAGACACUGCUAGAGAUUACAGAGACCAAGGUAUCAAAUGGGUUGUUAUCGGUGAUGAAAACUUUGGUGAAGGUUCCUCUCGUGAACAUGCUGCCUUAGAACCAAGAUUCUUGGGUGGUUUCGCUAUCAUCACAAAGUCUUUUGCCCGUAUUCAUGAAACCAACUUGAAGAAACAGGGUCUAUUACCAUUGAAUUUCAAGAAUCCAGCUGAUUAUGACAAGAUCAACCCUGAUGACAGAAUCGAUAUUUUGGGUCUAGCCGACUUGGCCCCAGGUAAGCCUGUAACAAUGAGAGUCCAUCCAAAGAAUGGCAAGCCAUGGGAUGCGGUAUUGACUCAUACUUUCAACGAUGAACAGAUUGAAUGGUUCAAGUAUGGUUCUGCCUUGAAUAAAAUCAAGGCCGAUGAGAAGAAAUAA
Messenger RNA from Saccharomyces paradoxus, 2337 nucleotides. RefSeq names its product aconitate hydratase ACO1 (gene ACO1). Gene Ontology annotation, biological process: tricarboxylic acid cycle. NCBI's taxonomy places the organism in Eukaryota, Fungi, Ascomycota, Saccharomycetes, Saccharomycetales, Saccharomycetaceae. Gene Ontology annotation, molecular function: aconitate hydratase activity; 4 iron, 4 sulfur cluster binding. Bases 1 to 2337 code for a protein of 778 amino acids. Gene Ontology annotation, cellular component: cytosol; mitochondrion. The transcript has a single exon. The record is from RefSeq and is a predicted model, not a curated record.